Messenger RNA from Colletotrichum costaricense, 1536 nucleotides. RefSeq lists its product as uncharacterized. Lineage: Eukaryota; Fungi; Ascomycota; Sordariomycetes; Glomerellales; Glomerellaceae. The transcript has a single exon. The record is from RefSeq and is a predicted model, not a curated record. The coding region runs from base 1 to 1536 and encodes 511 amino acids.
AUGGAAGCAUUCGGUACCGCUCUCGCCACGACUACACUGGUCGUUCAGUAUGUAUCUGCUUGUGCCGGCUUCUCAUCUCAGGCUAAAUCACUUGCGGUACGCUUGGAGUGGGACCUUCGAGCUAUGAAAAUUAUCAAGCAGUAUUUCGAGCAGAGAGAUGGGAGAGACCAAGACAUAACCUUUCGUCCCGAGGACGAUACUAUGCUAGAACGAACUCUGGCUUAUCUCGAAGGGAUAGUCAGUCUGGCGCAACGGAAGCUGAUCACGAUUCAACGCAAGGGCUUUCUGAAUCAAGUUGCUCUCGGUGCCUCGUGGAUUGCCAGACGGGCUGAUCUAGAGGACCUGGAAGCCGAGGUGUUUGCAUGGACACAGCGGUUCGGGGUCCAUGUCCUCGAUUUAAGCCUUGACCUUCGAACCAGCAUCCAGAUUGAACCUCAUCCUAAAUCUCUCACGCCGCCUGUUAUCAAGUCUAAUGACAGACUUCGACAAUUCGCUCGUCUUGACUCACAAGACAAGAAAGUACGAGCACAUCGCAUGCUGUUGCAAGACCCGACUGAGCUGGCCGCCAGGAUUGCUAGUUCACCUUACAUCCCCUACAUUCCGCUUCGCCUCGCUCCCUCCCAACAAGGAUCGGGAAACAGUCAGUUGAUCCUAGCCAGUAGGCAGGUAUCUCAGACAACCCUCCAUGACCCCGAAAGCUUUUCUCGCCUCGAAGAGGAUAUGGGCCUGUUGGCUGCAGCCCUUACUUGCUUGGAUCCAGCGGCCAACGUCUGUCUCUUGAGGGUGGAACACUACUUCUAUCAUAAGCAAAGGGGGCAGUUCAUUUUUGUGCACUAUCCACCUUUUUCAGUGGAAUCAAUGGCAUCGUUGGACAAACGAAUCAACCUCGAUCCUUUUCCCAAUGUGGACACCCCUUUGGAACAGCGGCUCAAGCUUGCUCACAAGCUCGCUGAGGCGGUCCUGUUUUUGCAUACUGCUGAUUUUCUACAUAAAAGCAUCACUACCAGGAGCAUCGUGGUCCUCAACAAGUCGGAGGAGUCUAGCGAUUCAUGCCAUUCAGAUGACCUGGGUGACUGCAGCUCUGAUCUCGAGAAUACAUACCUCAUGGGGUUCGAUCUUAUUCGUGGGGCUGACGAGGGAACGACAAAGGAGGGUGCCGCCAAGCAGGCGGACGACUCAAGGUCGAUAUGGGAGUUUGACAUCUAUCAACACGCCGAUCGUCAGAACGGAAAAAAUAGCCGAAUGUACGUCAAGGUCUACGAUGUGUACAGCUUGGGCGUCGUGUUGUUGGAAAUCGGCCUCUGGCAAUCACUCUCGAAAGUCGCAGCAGACUUGGAUGGAAUGGAUCCGAAGAAGUGGUCAGCACGUCUGGGUAGCAUUGCUACGGCGAAUUUGAAACAAAGGGUUGGAGAGAGAUAUACCAAAUUAGUCUGUUGGUGCCUCGCUCUCGCCGCAGACAAUGGCAUGAAGGAGACCGACUUCGUUCAGAAUGUACUAGAUCCGCUGGAGGAGAUGGCCAAUACCCUCUCCUGCUAA